AACUUGCGGCGUCAGGACGCGCGUGUUAUCGUCGGCCUCUUCUACGUUGUUGCUGCUCGACGAGUGCUCUGCGAAGUCUAUAAACAACGCCUCUACGGAAAAUCAUACGUAUGGUUCUUUAUUGGGUGGUACGAAGACAACUGGUUCGAAACAAAUCUAGAACGUGAAGGAAUCGACUGCACGGUGGAACAAAUGCGGGAAGCAGCAGAAGGGCAUCUCACCACAGAAGCACUUAUGUGGAAUCAGAACUCCAACCAAACUACGAUCUCCGGAAUGACUUCUGAAGAUUUCAGGUCGAGAUUGAACGAAGCUUUACGUGGCGCCGGCUAUGACAUCGACGGUGAAAGAUAUCCCGAGGGCUACCAGGAAGCCCCUCUUGCUUAUGAUGCGGUGUGGGCGGUGGCAUUAGCCUUCAACAAAACGAUGGAGAAACUUGAGAAAAGUGGUUUAAGCUUGAAGAACUUUACGUACACGAACAAAAAGAUCGCAGACGAUAUCUAUGAGGCAAUAAAUUCGACGUCAUUUCUCGGGGUCUCGGGCCUUGUGGCGUUUUCGUCGCAAGGUGACCGGAUAGCAUUGACGCAGAUAGAGCAACUGGCUGACAACCAUUAUGUGAAACUCGGCUACUACGACACGCAGGCGGACAAUCUCACGUGGUUGGACCGAGAGCGGUGGGUCGGUGGCAAAGUUCCGCCGGACCGAACUGUGGUGGUUAAUGAGUUACGGACCGUGUCUCUGCCGCUCUUCGCAUGCAUGACAGCCCUCUGCAUCGCCGGUAUCCUAGCUGCUAUCGCGCUCAUCAUAUUUAAUUUAUUACACCGACAUAGAAGGGUGAUCCAGUGGUCGCAUCCGGCAUGCAACACGGUAAUGUUGUGCGGGUGCUGCGUGUGCCUGGGCGCUGCGAUUGCGCUGGGCGUGGACGGACGCUGGGUGCAGCCGCAACAUUUCGCCGGCGUCUGCGCUGCGAGAGCCUGGCUCCUUGCCACCGGAUUCUCAAUGGCCUAUGGUGCACUAUUCACCAAAGUGUGGAGAGUUCACAGGCACACAACCAAGCCAAAAGUCGAUACUAAGAAACGCAUGCACGGGUGGAAGCUGUAUACUAUGGUGGGAGGCCUCCUGGUAGUAGACGCUGCGAUCCUGACUGCAUGGCAGCUCCGAGACCCUCUCGAGAGGCGCGUUGAAAUCUUCCCGCUGGAGAACCCGCGGCAUCACGACGACGAUGUCCACAUACGACCCGAACUCGAACAUUGCGAAAGUGAACACAACACCGUAUGGCUCGGUGUAAUGUAUGGAUACAAGGGUUUGGUGCUGGUCUUCGGGCUGUUUCUUGCUUACGAGACGCGAUCAGUGAAAGUACGGCAAAUCAACGACUCACGCUACGUCGGCAUGAGCAUCUACAACGUGGUGGUGCUUUGCCUGAUCACCGCGCCCGUCACCUUGGUUAUCGCCAGCCAGCAAGACGCGGCCUUCGCGUUUGUCUCACUUGCAAUUGUCUUCUGUUGUUUCCUAAGCAUGGCGCUUAUUUUCAUUCCCAAGGUGAUUGAAGUUAUCAGGCACCCGACGGAGCGACCCGAAAGCGGCCGGGGUUCAGGCUCAGGCACCGCGCCUGCCGACGAGGAACGGUAUCGUGAACUCGUUCAAGAAAACGAAGAUCUACAGAAGCUAAUAGCACAGAAAGAGGAGCGGAUUCGUGUGCUGAAGCAGAAACUAGCAGAGCGCGAGGCGGCGGCUACUGAUGUGACGCAAGAUGUACAGGAUGAACACAUCUAAUCGCCCGCAUGGCAAUCUCCGAUAGAAUCGUACUAGUAUAAAAUAGUUACGUGAUUAAUGUUGACUAUAGAACUAAUGAAUCAUUGCUGUAGCAAACUUCUUUAUGGUUAUUUAUUGAUAAGAGAUAAAGUGUUCUUAUAUACAUAGUUAGAUGACUGGAUGACAGUAAAUUCAAAUGUGCGAAACAUUAGAUUGUAUUUAUUACACGCGUUAAUUUGUUAUGAGUACAAUGUACAUAUUUAGUUUUAUUGAUAAUCCGGUUAGGUAAUUAUACCUGCAAUUGGUAAUGUGAUUUUGAUGACAUAACUUUGAAGAUAAGAUGUUCAAGGCAAAAAAUCUUUUUUUCGUAGCUCUAUAACAUUUCCUAGCGAUGUGCGAACGUAUAACGUUCGUAGCUACUAAUACUACGUGUAACAAGCGUAGCACAAACAUUUUUCCGAUAUUUGGGCAGCAAUAUGUGCUCCAUCAAGGAAAAUAAUUUUCCCUUCGCUUGCAACACAACAUUUGCUAUUGCUUGAACAGCUAAUUUAUUAAAUAUAUAUCUAGUGCUAGGAAAGUAGAGCGUACCAGUUACAAUUAGAUUAAAAAUAUUCAUUUAUUUUCCGUUAUCAAAUGUUUUCUAAUUUUAAAAAGAUGUAUCACCGUCAACACAUAUAAGUCUCGCUGCUGAGCACGGAUAUGCUCAGUGGCACGUAUUUAUAUGAUACAUAAGUGUAUUUAUUUAAAUAGUUUUAAUUAUAUCAAUUAAAUUGCUUUCGGUGCAAAUGGCUUUUUGUAGGUUAGAGACCCCUACUCCGUAGCGCAUGGAUAUGAACCUCGUCGGAAGGCCACAGUUAAUCGGGCAUAAUAAUAUAGUACAUAAAUGUGUUUAGGACAACUUGUCCCCGUUUUAGUUAGUUGAAGCUCUCAUUUCCGGUUAAAAAGUAAUAAAAAGUUGCUGCAUACCAUAUCUGGUUACUUUUAGAUGGUUUAGUCGUCAAGAUCGCAUGACCAAAGUUUUGUACACGAGCUACUAAAAGGUAUGCAUCACAUGAAAAAAUAAUGUUGUGCAAUUAAAAAAAAUCUAUGUUUGUUAUUAAUUAUUAACGGAUCGUUGCUCAUUUAUGUACCUAGUUAAAAGUAUGAAAUUACUCUAAAAAACAUUUAAUUCCCAAUUUUCAAAGUUUGGAGAUUUACAGGUAUUCACAAUGUAAAUAAAUAUAAAACCUUACCAAUUUUACAAAAU
Hyposmocoma kahamanoa is the source of this 2995-nucleotide messenger RNA. RefSeq names its product gamma-aminobutyric acid type B receptor subunit 1 (gene GABA-B-R1). Gene Ontology annotation, cellular component: G protein-coupled receptor heterodimeric complex; membrane. The transcript has 12 exons. The record is from RefSeq and is a predicted model, not a curated record. NCBI's taxonomy places the organism in Eukaryota, Metazoa, Arthropoda, Insecta, Lepidoptera, Cosmopterigidae. Gene Ontology annotation, molecular function: G protein-coupled GABA receptor activity. Gene Ontology annotation, biological process: G protein-coupled receptor signaling pathway; gamma-aminobutyric acid signaling pathway. Bases 193 to 1770 code for a protein of 525 amino acids.